AACUAUUGUUUUCCAGUUACUCAAUGAUGAGCCUCUCAUUAUAAAUAUAUCUUCAGGAUUGCGUAGCUGUUCAUUUACAGAUUUCAAUUAUGAAAGUACUAACCAGUGCCGUUUGUGUUCUUUCGUUCAUUGUGUCUUCCACUUGUACUAUCCCCAGUUACAUUAAAAUAUGUCCACCAAACGAAAAAUAUGCAGAGUGCGUCAUUUCCGCAGUCAACAAUUUGCGAAAAACAUUAACCACUGGUAUAGAGGAGUUAAAUAUUCCACCAAUGGAACCGCUUUACUUGGGUCAAGUUAGCUUCCCCAAUCGACAGGCCGGUUUGGCGACUAAUUUAACCAAUCUCAAAGUAACAGGUGCCUCUGGGUUCGAAAUUAUAAAAUUGGUUCCAACGCUAACGAAGAGAGGUCAUACGUUUCGAAUUGAAGCACGAGUUCCAAAAAUACACGCUGAGGGUGAAUAUGAAGUGAACACGAAGUUUUUGCAACUCGAACUAAACGGAUCAGGGCCCUUCACUGCCGAUAUCGAGGACUAUCAUUUUGAGUGCAUGCUCAAAGGAAGAAAGACCGAGCAGGAUGGCCGUACUUUUUUACGGUUUGCGAAAAUUCAGUGCCACACCGUUAUUGGCAAGUCCUCGAUCUAUUUGCAUAAUCUGUUUAAAGGAAAUUCGGUUCUUGAGAAAGCUACCAAUCAAGCAAUCUCUGAGAAUUCGGAUCAACUUUUUAAGGAAGUGUGGCCGGAAAUCGGCAACGCGCUUAGUGAUAAAUUUACGGAAAUUGCAAAUAAGAUUACUGUAUCUUUUAAUUAUGAUGAACUGUUUCCGAAUAUUUAAUUCGUCUAGCGUACCUACUUAUCCAAUGGCGUCUGGCCAUCAUGCGAAAAUGCAAAAUAUGCGAAUAAAAAUUCACCCCAAAA
This is a messenger RNA of Photinus pyralis (common eastern firefly), 913 nucleotides long. RefSeq names its product circadian clock-controlled protein-like. The transcript has 4 exons. Lineage: Eukaryota; Metazoa; Arthropoda; Insecta; Coleoptera; Lampyridae. The record is from RefSeq and is a predicted model, not a curated record. The coding region runs from base 90 to 830 and encodes 246 amino acids.